UGGGGUCGCAACGCACGUGUCAAAACAAAACUCGCCAUAUUGUCUUCUUGGUCGAUCAAAGCUUUGCUGGAACACGCAGUAGCAGUUAAGUAGCAGAACGAGGCGCGAUGUGGAGCGUCUCGACACCGUUGUUCUUGUUUUUCUGCGGGGCAAGUUUCUUCGUCAUAGGUACCUGUGCUGUGAAGUCAAGAUUUGCGUGCGAGGGUGAGAAGUUACGCUUGCGCUGUGAAAGUGACUACGUCCUUCGUGUAUUCAAUGCCAAAUAUGGUCGUUUAGAGCCUGGGAGUUCAAUAUGUCCACACGAGAAUAUCACUGACUUAAACUGUCAGGCGGAAGGUGUGCUAUUGAAAGUUAUGGCAAUGUGUACCAAUAGAAGAAGGUGUAUCAUAAAAGCGGACAGUUCUUUUUUUCGAGAUCCUUGUCCUGGCACAUACAAGUAUCUGGAGGUUAUUUAUGGAUGUGUUCCUGGCGAUAAUUGGACUCCGACACCAACGUCGAAAAAGUCAAAGACGAAACCUCGUUUUAACAGAACGACGCCAGUAACCAUGAAGUCGCCAAUAACAAAAAGACCUCGUCUAAAGAGUACAACGGACAGCACAACUGGUAAAAAUAGUUCGAUAAACAACAUCAGCGGAACGAAUCAAUCUAACACAACAAGAGAAUUUUUACCAACGAGAAAAUCUACCACCCUUAGCUUCCUAUCCACUUGGACCACGAAGAAAAAAAAGUCACUUCCAAAAGCUCCAGAUUCAAAAGCCUCAGGCAGGGAAGGUGAGGAAGGCGUGAUUUUUGUCCUGCUGAGAUCUGUGUACGUCACAUACAGGUUCAUUUCAGAACAAUCACGCGAUACCCUGGUCGUAUUCUUGUCGGGAGUGGCUGGUGCCACUGUUUUCUUGCUUUUGUUUCUGUUAGCAAUUCAUCUUUGCAAGAAAAAAUUUAGGAAGAGAAAAUUUUCCAUGGUUAAAAGAGAAGACGAAGAUGAAGUGAACAAAAUAAAGAGUGUGACUAUAGAACUGCAAGGAAAUGGUGACGAAACCAAAGAAAUAAACGUCAACCCAGGAGAUAUCAUUAUCAUUGAUCACAAUGACGAUGAUCGAGCAGGAAGCGAGGAUCUUGGUUAUCUAUCGGAAAUAGUUCGAUUUUAUAACAGUCAGAACAUCGGCAGCGACGACCAGAUAUCGAUUAGAAAGCAAUUUUCCGCUUGUGACAGUCCCUCAGUUAUUUCGACCGAGGCAAGUGAAAGUAGAGACAGCAAAUAUGGUUCAGUUGGAAUGAAGCACUGCACUUGCCAACAUGAGUCCUUAUUGCGCCCCUCUUCCCCACUUGGUAUUAUAUAAUACGCGAAAAGGCUC
Molecule: messenger RNA, 1352 nt
Organism: Pocillopora damicornis (cauliflower coral)
Lineage: Eukaryota; Metazoa; Cnidaria; Anthozoa; Scleractinia; Pocilloporidae
Molecular function (GO): carbohydrate binding
Source: RefSeq, a predicted model, not a curated record